AUGCUCACAGGGAUGCGGGCGGAGAACCGGGACGACUCGGGGGUCCUGGAUGCUGCGACUCUGAGGCAGCAGAGGAGGCUGAAGCAGGCGAUCCAGUUCCUCCAUAAAGACUCGGCUGAUCUGCUGCCUCUGGAUGGACUGAAGAAGCUCGGGACAUCUAAACAAGGGCAGCCACACCAUAUUCUGCAGAAGCGCCUGCUGGAGGCCAAGCUGUCCCGGGGAAGGAUGAACAUGUGUGGAGUAACUCCAAACAACGGAGGCAUCCUUCUGAGAUGCAGUCAGUUAAAUUUACAUGACGAUGAGGAAGAAGAGGAGAAAGAUUUCAUUUAUGUGCCCGGCAAGUGUUUAGGACAGGAAGUGAGUGUGCUGAUUGACACAGGCUGCAAACUGAACCUGAUGUCCUCGCUGACUGUGGAGAGAUUAGGUUUGAAGGAACUAGUCGAGGAAAACAAAACGGAGACGGAUGGUUUUCCAUUUCAGCGUAAGUUCUGUGUCGACGGUCUCAUCAAGGAGCUCAGUCUGUCCAUGGGACAGCUCAGGAUAAUGUGCUCAUUUGCCAUAUUGGAAAGUAACAGGCCACUGAUGUCACUGGGAAACAAGACACUAAGGUCACUCAAGUGUGUAAUUGACACUGAAAAGCAGAUGUUGGUGUUUGGGAAAACGGUGAGGGAGCAAGUUCAGUUUGCUAAAAAGCCGUUCAGCGAAAGCUCCUCUGACUUCAGAGACCUUGGAUACUGAUCUCCCAACCACCAACACGCACAGUGACCAAAAGCAAUAGAAA
This is a messenger RNA of Toxotes jaculatrix (banded archerfish), 781 nucleotides long. Its product is annotated as nuclear receptor-interacting protein 3-like. Gene Ontology annotation, molecular function: aspartic-type endopeptidase activity. The transcript has 7 exons. Bases 1 to 738 code for a protein of 245 amino acids. Gene Ontology annotation, biological process: proteolysis. The record is from RefSeq and is a predicted model, not a curated record. NCBI's taxonomy places the organism in Eukaryota, Metazoa, Chordata, Actinopteri, Toxotidae.